AUGGCGAACAACCAACCCCGCGGUGAGGCGGCAUCCUACUACGCGAACCAGCCGCAGUAUGGUCAAUCCCAGUACGACCAACCGGGACCUCCUGGCCCCCCUGGCUCAGGCCCCGUCCCUGGAGGCUACGCGAAUGGAUAUGGCGACGAGAAGGCCACCUUCGAUCAGGCCUUCAAGGUCGACAAGCCCAAGUACAAUGACUGGUGGGCAGGCAUUCUGUUCCUCCUGGUGAUGGCUGGCUUUGUCGUCGUCUCGGGUCUCGCCAUCCAAGGCUAUUCUGCGACGAAGAAUUCGCAAGGCGAUGGCAUAUAUGACGGAAGCCGCGCUGUCGGACUCAACACCAACACCAUCAUCCUCUUCGUUUUCUGCCUGGGCGCCGCUGUCGUCCUCAGCACUGUCUAUCUACUACUGAUCCGAUUCUUCCCGAAGCAGUUGAUAUGGAUUACCGGUAUUCUCAACAUCGUAUUCGGGCUGGGUACGGCGAUCUACAUGCUCUAUCGUCACUACUGGUCUGGCGGCAUCGUCUUCUUGAUCUUCACUGUAUUCCUGGCAUUUUGCUUCUAUACAUGGAUCCCACGCAUCCCCUUUAGUGCUCUCAUGCUCAAGACCGCCGUCGAUAUUUCGAAGCGCUACGGCCAUGUCUACAUCGUCAGCGCACUGGGUGCGCUGAUCGGCGCAGCCUUUGCGGCUUACUUUUCGGUCACGUUCGUGGCGGUUUACUCCAAGUAUUCGCCCUCAAACCCAGCCUGUACCCAAGGCGCUGGCAGCUGUAGUAGCGCGAAGGUCAUCGGCCUUCUGGUCUUCAUCACCUUCGCCAGCUACUGGUUUAGUGAGUGGCUGAAGAAUACAAUUCACACGACCAUAUCGGGUGUUUACGGGUGCUGGUACUUCCACCCGAACAACUUACCACGGGCUGCCACAAGAGGUGCUCUCCGCCGAAGCCUGACGUACUCGUUUGGAUCGAUAUCACUCGGCUCGCUGAUCGUCGCGAUCAUCAAUCUCUUGAGACAGAUCUGUUCCAUCGCUCGGCAAAAUGAGGCAGCUCAAGGUGACAUCAUCGGCUCUAUCCUUUUCUGCGUAUUGGGCUGCAUCAUAGGCCUCAUCGACUGGGCGGUGCAGUUCUUGAACCGAUACGCGUUCUCGUAUAUCGCGCUCUAUGGCUAUUCUUACGUUCGUGCGGCCAAGGACACAUGGAAGAUGAUCAAGCAACGCGGCAUCGAUGCUUUGAUCAAUGAAUGCCUCAUUGGACCAGUCCUGAGCUUUGGAAGUACGUUCGUGGGCUAUGCCUGCGCUCUGCUAGCGUACUUGUAUCUUUCAUUCACGCACCCUGCAUACAACUCGGAUGGCUCUUAUACCCCAGUGGUUGUCGCCUUCGCAUUCCUGAUCGGUCUGCAGAUUUGCAACGUGGUCACAGUCCCGAUUUCCUCGGGUAUAGACACAAUCUUUGUGGCGAUGGCAUACCAGCCCGAAGUGUUGAUGCGAGAACACCCAGAGCUAUAUGACGCCAUGGUUCGCGUCUAUCCGAAAGUUCAAUCGGCUAUCCACGCCUAG
Messenger RNA from Anthostomella pinea, 1551 nucleotides. NCBI's taxonomy places the organism in Eukaryota, Fungi, Ascomycota, Sordariomycetes, Xylariales, Xylariaceae. The record is from the annotation of a GenBank genome assembly.